Manacus vitellinus (golden-collared manakin) is the source of this 1066-nucleotide messenger RNA. Its product is annotated as sulfotransferase family cytosolic 2B member 1-like. The transcript has 6 exons. The coding region runs from base 1 to 771 and encodes 256 amino acids. Gene Ontology annotation, biological process: sulfation. Lineage: Eukaryota; Metazoa; Chordata; Aves; Passeriformes; Pipridae. The record is from RefSeq and is a predicted model, not a curated record. Gene Ontology annotation, molecular function: sulfotransferase activity. Gene Ontology annotation, cellular component: cytoplasm.
AUGGUACUGCCAUCCCAGCUGCUGCCCCUGGACGAGCUGAGCUGCACCACCUGGAUGCAGGAGAUCCUGACGCUGAUGUUCAGCCUUGGGGACGCCCGCCCAGCCAAGACCAUUCCCAACUGGGAGCGGGCUCCCUGGCUGGAGCAGAUCUACUGCCGGGAGGCUCUGCGGGACACAGAGACCCCCCGGCUGCUCACCACCCACAUGCCCGCCCACGUCCUGGCCCCUGCCCUGCAGCGCAGCAAGGCCAAGGUGAUCUAUGUGGCCAGGAACCCCAAGGAUGUCGCUGUCUCCUUCUACCACUUCCACCGCCUAGCCAAGUUCCUGCCUGACCCUGGCUCCUUUGAUGCCUUCCUCACGCAGUUUCUCGAGGGCACAGUGCACUAUGGCUCCUGGUUUGACCACGUCAAGGGCUGGCUGGGCCAGCGGCACCUCCUGGACAUCCUCUACGUCACCUACGAGGAGCUGCACCAGGACCUGUGUGGCACAGCACAGCGCCUCAGCACCUUCCUGGGGUGCCCGCUGGCCCCGGGAACGCUGGCAGCCCUGGAGCAGCACUGCAGCUUUGCCGCCAUGCGGGACAACGCCAUGGCCAACUACUCCCUCAUCCCCCCCGAGAUCAUGGACCACAGCCAGGGCCGCUUCAUGCGCAAAGGUGUGGUCGGGGACUGGCGCGACCACUUCUCUCCCCAGCAAAAUGCCCUCUUUAACCAGCGCUACCAGGAGGAGAUGGGGGAUGUGGAGCUGCCUACGCAGUGGCCCAUGGCCUGAGGGACCUGGGUGGACACUCACCCCAACCUGCUGAGAAUCAUUGCAGCAGGAGCACUCUGCAUAGGCACCCCUUGGCACCCCACAACACACUCCCAGAUGUCACCUGGGGCAAGGGGUUCCCCGGGACUGGGGGACAUGGCACUGUGCCACCUCCCUGGGGAUGGGGGACUUUUCCAGCUGUGCACUGUGGCUCUCCCUGUGGCCUCACUCCCCCCAGGCAGGGGCACAUGGCCGUGACCCCUCUUUCCGCCUAUCCUGCCCUGCGGAAAUAAAUAUUUAUUGCUGUUCCCAGGCA